AUGGGUUUGCUUUCCCUUGGAACACCGUUGGAAUGGCACGAAUCCAGCCAGUAUAGUGAGCACGUUAGGAAAAACGGAAUUGAGCAAUUGUUGUAUGUCUUCCGCGCAGCUAAUGCGAGAAAAGAAGAUCCCCUGCUUUGGGGGGAUGAGGUCGAAUACAUGAUUUGUGUCAUAGAUGACGCCAGACGCAACGCAGUCUUGGCUAUAGACGAUGACGAGGUGCUUUUGGAGCUGAAUACCGAGGAUAAAGGCAUGUGCGACGCACACAAUGCCUCUUUCCAUCCGGAAUACGGCAGGUUCAUGAUCGAAGCCACGCCGGCCGAACCGUACCGCGGAUUUGUAAAUCAAUACGUCGAGGAAAACAUGGCACAAAGAAGAGCGUUGGCCGAAGGCAAGCUUCGGGAGCGAGGCGCGGAUCUUUUGUCGCUCGCAGUGUUUCCACGAAUGGGGUGCCCAGGCUUUACGGACGUCCCGCAAGUGUGGAGCUCUCACAACGCUGCGUCACGCUCGUUAUACUUGCCGGACCAAGUGAUCAACCGUCAUGCUCGGUUUCCGACAUUGACAGCAAACAUUCGCACUAGACGAGGUGAGAAGGUGUGCAUCAACGUUCCCAUGUACCAAGACGAGAAGACCCCAAAAGGUGAUGACACGGUCGUUGAGCGUGACUGGUUCACACCCGAAGAUCAGGAGGCUGUGCUGGCGUCAAAACCAGGACACAUAUACAUGGAUGGUAUGGGGUUCGGCAUGGGCUCUAGCUGUUUGCAACUUACAUUUCAAGCUCCCAACGUCGACAAGGCGAGAUAUUUGUACGAUUCUCUGGUCAAUUUCGCACCCGUGCUUCUUGCUGCCACUGCUGCCUCACCAGCCUUCAAAGGCUGGCUGGCAGACCAAGAUGUUCGUUGGGACGUCAUCUCUGCCUCAGUAGACGAUCGCACUCCUUACGAACGCAGUGAGGAGCCACUCUUGCCUAAGUAUAACAACGGGCAUGGCUAUACUUCGAAAGCCCAUCCGCAAAGAAUUCCAAAGUCCAGAUACAGUGCGGUGGAUUUGUAUUUGGGAGGCAAUCCUUUCUUUGAUCGCAAAUAUAACGAUACAAACGUUCCUCUCAACGAAAGCGCAUUGGAAAAACUACAGACCAAUCAUUUAUUUCCUAUGGAUUACGAUUUGGCGCGCCAUUUCUCUCACUUGUUUAUAAGAGAUCCGUUAGUGGUAUUCCAAGAGCGCGUAGAUCAAGACAAUCAGAACUCCACAGAUCAUUUUGAAAACAUUCAAAGCACUAAUUGGCAAACUCUUCGAUUCAAACCUCCCACUCAGGCUGCGAUUCCCGGAAACAACAGCACCCCUGGGUGGCGUGUAGAGUUUAGGCCAAUGGAGAUUCAUGUCACCGAUUUUGAAAACGCUGCCUAUUCUAACUUUUUAUUUUUGAUCGUGGAAUGCUUGCUUAAGUUCAGCAACGAAAUCAAUGCUUACUUGCCAAUGUCACAGGUUUGGCAGAAUAUGCAAACGGCUCACCGCCGUGAUGCCGUUGUACUCGAAAAGUUUCACUGGAAGAAGUCUUUCACCAAUGAGGCCACGGGUGAAUAUUCAUUUGCAGAGAUCUUUCAAAACUCUGGCUUCGGUAUUUUCCCACAAUUCAUAGAUCGCAUCCUGAAGCACAAGAACAUUGUGGCGUCAUCGUGGACUGACCUCCAAAACUCGUCUGAUGCUGGUCAAAAAAGACUGUACUACUACUUAAAGCUGGUUUUUGAUAGAGCCACGGGCGUCUUGCCAACGACUGCCAACUUUUUGCGUGAAUACAUUACUCAUCAUCCAAGCUAUCAGAAGGAUUCUAGGCUUUCCUCUGAAAUCAACUACGACUUGCUGAAGAUGAUGUCAAGAAUUACACAUCUAGACGAUUCCAAAGGCGAAUUAUCGAAAUUCCUCGGGAAGGAAAUCGCCGAUUUUUUGGCAAACAGAAUAUAG
Molecule: messenger RNA, 1962 nt
Organism: Lachancea nothofagi CBS 11611
Lineage: Eukaryota; Fungi; Ascomycota; Saccharomycetes; Saccharomycetales; Saccharomycetaceae
Source: the annotation of a GenBank genome assembly